CGGUCCUCAGUGGCACACCUUGGCCAUGAAACCACUGCGGUGCCCUCUUCAGCUGAUACGGACGACAAGCACUUCCCACAAUGCGCUCUCGUCACCCAUGCAGGCAUCGCAGCCAUUUCUGCUUGGAAAAGGCUGUAUCCUGCACAUGCAACCGUCGGUUGUCCUGAUUGGCUGAUAACACAAACACAACACCACGGCUAUUGUGGUGUAUAAACCACGUCUCCGCAUUUCUGGAAUUGCUGCUACAGACAGUAGCACAUCACCGAUAUGGCCAGGUUCCGGCCCAUCGCGGUCAUCCGCGAAACAUGGAAGAUCUACACACCCAUCGAGCGGCGAAAUAUUGCCAUAUACAUCGCCGGUAUCAUGAUGUACAAAUUCGGACUUGAGGCAUUCAACGGCUCGAUUAUUGCACUUGCAACAAAUCGUUAUGAUGAGCUCGAGAAGCGGACCCAUAUCUCCAUUACGUUCCAACGAGUCGGCAUUUUGACCGGUCUGAACCAGGCUUUCCAGUGCGUAGGAUCAAUUCUCAUAUCCCCGCUGAUCAAGAGAUACCCAACAAAAAACGUUCUGGCUUGCGCCAUCCUGAUCUUCGGAGUGAUGAGUAGCGUACUUCUCAUCCUGGACGCAGCAACUGGUGGCAGGUUUGUCCCGAAAGGACACCCUGACAAAGAUUUCAGCUACUACGGAGACUACAAUACUGACGGCAUGAUUCCAAUCUAUUGUGUGUGCGGUGUUGUUUAUGGCAUGGUAGAACUCAUUCGACGAGUUAUCCCUCGAGAUCUCGUGGGCGGCAAUGUUCAGAAGCUGCGACGUAUGGAUUCGCUUGUCCACAUCUUCUACGAAGUCUCUGGCACAGCAGGUGCGUUCUGCACAGCGCUUGCUCUGAUCCCGCACUUCGGCAACAACUUCUCUUUCAUAAUCACGCCAAUAUUCUUCGCCGCAGCCUCUUUUCUCUGGUACUUUAUUCAAGAAGCAGGACCUCCAGUCGAAAACAGUUUGUUCCUUGAAGGCCAGCCAACAUAUGUCAAGGCUGUCGGAAGCGGCUUCUACUUGUUCUUCGAAUCGAUCUGGACGGGUGGCAAGAUCAUAUUUACACACCGAAAGUUUAUAUGGCUGCUUCCUGGUUACGCAGUCGCGCUCUAUGGCCACCGCUAUCUCGAGAACGCAAUCGCACCCGCAAUCGCUCGCCGAUAUCUCGGUAAUUCAGCUUGGGCACAAAUCAUGGUUGGUGGAUCGAACUUUGGUGAACUGCUUGGUGCGCUGUUCGUGUUCAUGUUUACGAAUCUUGUACAAACGCCAAUGCCCUGGCUGCGCGUCGACGCCCUAGCGCUUCUGAUCGUUUGGUAUUUGCCAUUCUGGCACCCACCGCAGGGCGAUGUGGGACAGGCAUGGAUCGUUGCAGCGACGUUCCUUCCUAUCAGUUUCGGUUGGGCGGCCGGUGAUGUGUCGCUUGCCGCAUACAUUCAAGCUUCUCUUGCGCGCCUCGAAUCGGACACGAAGAAUGUAUCAGCCUUGGGCGCCGUGAUGGCUUUCCUCUACAGCUCAUACAUCGUUACCUAUGCCAUUGCAUCAGUAUGCUUGGGCACGUAUAUUGAUCGCGUAUCUUCCGCGAACGAUGAACACAUUCAGCCUGCGAUUCAGAAUGUUGCUGGCAUUCAAUUCACUAUCAUCGCAGCACUUGUCAUGACGAGUACGUUCGUACCCAAGGGGGCGUUUGCCUUGAAUCCUAAGAUGCUCAGCGAAGAAGCGCUAGACACAGAUCUUGAGGAUGAGGAUUUGGAGUAUGUGCCUGGCGUGCACUCGAGGAAAAAGCACAGCGAGGAUAGCCAUGAGAUGGUGAGCAGAGUCAGCACCAUGUAGUAAUUCUCCUGUACCAAUACCUUCAAUUAGCAACAAAAGCCGAUACCCAAAUUUCAUCGCAUCUCAUUCCCACCCACCCUACCUUCGAUCUCACAGGUUUCGAAACCUCCAGGAUGACUAUUAUGAUCAUCGGU
This is a messenger RNA of Boeremia exigua, 1994 nucleotides long. RefSeq names its product major facilitator superfamily domain-containing protein. The coding region runs from base 268 to 1860 and encodes 530 amino acids. Gene Ontology annotation, biological process: transmembrane transport. The record is from RefSeq and is a predicted model, not a curated record. Gene Ontology annotation, molecular function: transmembrane transporter activity. The transcript has 3 exons. Lineage: Eukaryota; Fungi; Ascomycota; Dothideomycetes; Pleosporales; Didymellaceae.